CCAAGACUCGAAUACACCGGACAUAACGGACCGUCGCAGCCAUAAAGGUCCUCGUACGGCAAAGAAUGCUGCGUAGAUGGCGCAGUGAAGCGCAGGCAAUGGAGGCGGCAUUAGGUGGGGCUCCUGGACGACCUCGAGGACAAAAAGAGUAAGAAUAGAGCCGUGUUGCCAGGAUCAACAAGACGGGAUCGCCGUCAUGAUGACUCAACAGCCUUCAUCUCCCGAUCGGGUGUCUCGCUUAUUUGCCUUGGUCAUAGGGAGGAAUGUGGGCUGCGUCUCUGUAAGCAUCUUUUUACAGCGAGGGACAAAGAGCUGUUUCCGCAGCGCAAUGGUGCAACAUCGCUGCAGUAUCAAGGAGUUCCGUGCUCAAGCGCUCAGGCGCAACUGAGCUUGGAAGGUUGAUCUUCUAGCUGCAUAGCUACUGUAGGAG
Molecule: messenger RNA, 430 nt
Organism: Schizophyllum commune H4-8
Lineage: Eukaryota; Fungi; Basidiomycota; Agaricomycetes; Agaricales; Schizophyllaceae
Exons: 3
Coding region: 200-388 (62 amino acids)
Source: RefSeq, a predicted model, not a curated record